Messenger RNA from Branchiostoma belcheri (Belcher's lancelet), 4253 nucleotides. RefSeq names its product allene oxide synthase-lipoxygenase protein-like. The coding region runs from base 1 to 3222 and encodes 1073 amino acids. NCBI's taxonomy places the organism in Eukaryota, Metazoa, Chordata, Leptocardii, Amphioxiformes, Branchiostomatidae. Gene Ontology annotation, molecular function: heme binding; oxidoreductase activity, acting on single donors with incorporation of molecular oxygen, incorporation of two atoms of oxygen; catalase activity. The transcript has 17 exons. Gene Ontology annotation, biological process: lipid oxidation; linoleic acid metabolic process. The record is from RefSeq and is a predicted model, not a curated record.
AUGUCAAGAAAUGUAUCCACUGCAAAAUAUAGGAUCAACUACGCCUACCGCAUCUACAAACAGGAGGUGGGACAGGAGGAGUUCAGGCAGAAACUGGCAGAACAGUUCACGCCCCAGCCAGACCCCGGUCUGUUCAGCAAGGUCAGCCUCAACUCCAAGGUCGACAAGCUGCGGCUGGUGUUCUCCUCGUCGUCCCUGGCAACGGGGAAGCGUCCAUUCCACGCCGUGGGGGUGGGCGCGGUGGGUAACGCGACCGUCGUGAGCGAGCCGACCUUCCCCGAACACGAGUUCUUCAAGCCGGGGCGAGUCUUCCCCAUCCGUAUCCGGCACUCUAACUUCAACCAGGUUGACGACGCCAGUAUCGACAUCCGGGGCGCCGCGCUGAAGUUUGAUGACGUGGACGUGGAGGGGCCGUUUGACCUGCUGAUGGCGACGGGAGCCAUGGCGCCCUACUGGAACAUCUCCAGCUUCGAGGAGUACCUCAACUCCCGGGGGUCCGCCGAGAAGACAAGGGCCUGGCUCUACAACUUCCCGCAGAACUACUACGCGUAUGUUGACGGUUGCCGUCGCGCUCCCCGGUCCUACUCUACCCUGCACUACUACUCCCAGCACAUCUUCCAGUUCCGCGGCAAGGACGGCGUCCUGCGCUACGUGAAGUACCGCAUGCUGCCGCUAGAUGACGCUAUUGAGUCGGGACUGCUGAGCCACGAGGACCAGAGAUCAAUCUGGGACCCCAAGCGCCUGCCAGACGAGGAGCGUGCGCAGAACUACCUCCGGCAGGAGUUUGCCGAGCGGCUGAAGAAGGGACCGAUCAACUACAAACUGCAGAUCCAGCUGCACAAGUUCCGCCAAGGAGACUCCGAGGAAAUCUUCAACGCCUCUAGGGUCUGGGACCCGCAGAAUCACCCGUGGAAAGACCUGGCCGACGUUGCUGUAACGACGCUGCUGCCUGACCACGUGACGGAGAAGACGAGCUUCGCGCUGGGGAACCAGCCGGACAGCCUGGGGCUGGUGGUGCCGAAGACCGUGCAGGACUACAACAGCGUGCCGCACAUCCUGUCCCGCGCCGUCCCCGCCUCCAACACCGCCGUCAGGAUCCGCGCGCCCAACCAGGAGGCGCUGGAGGGACGCAAACAGACGUACACAGUCCAGGUGCGGACGGGUAAGGCUAAGGACGCGGGAACCAGCGGGACGAUCGCCGCCAGCCUGACGGGACCACACCGGCGGACAGGACCCAUCCGCCUCAACCAGACGUCCUUCCAGCCAGGCAAGGACGCCAACUUCGAGAUCGAGGGAGGAGACGUCGGAGAGGUGCUGAUGCUGACCCUGGAGAGUCCAUCCGGGACCUUGCGGUCGCCAUGGUACCUUGAGAACGUGGUUGUGACUGACAGGAGGCGGGGCCGGCGGUACGAGUUCCCCUGUCAUAACUGGGUACAAGACAAGGUCACGCUCAGGCAGGGACGAGCGUCCCUGCCUGACUUCGACACGGAGGUUCUGAGCGCCCAGCGGGACAUGGAGACUCAGCAGCGCCGUCAGACCAUCAAGUGGAAGCACGACCUGCUGGGUCUGCCGGGAUACAUCAAGGCGGAGAAACACGAGGACCUGCCGAAGGACCUGCAGAUCGGCACCGAGAAGAUCCGAGACUUGACCCGGAAACUGGACAAGAUCGAGAAGGGGGACUUCCCAGAUAUGGUGGAGCGAAUGGGGAUGGCAACUCUGGCGGAGAAGCUGCGAGGCAUGGGCGAAUGGUGGAACAACCUCCGCAUAUUCCAACGCGCGUUGCCCUCUCCACCAAGCAGAUGGAAGGGGAUCGAGGACUACGAGCGGAUCAUGAACACGGUGUGCCCCACCACGCCGGCGUGUAUCGAGGACUGGGCGAGCGACGCGGAGUUCGGCAGACAGUUCCUGCAGGGCGUGCACCCGUCCGUGCUGCAGAGGUGCGACAAGGUACCGCCGUACUUCCCGGUCCCAGAGGAGGCCGUCAGGCGGUCUAUGGACGUUGGGAAGACACUGAGGCAAGCUGUGGUGGCAGGAAAUGUGUACCUGGCCGACUACGCCAUCUUGGACGGCGUCAUCGCCAACAACGUCAACAACGUGCCGUACUUCACGACGUCACCGCUCGCGCUGUUCUACGUCAACUCCGCGGGAGAUUUCCUGCCCAUCGCCAUCCAGCUGUACCAGGCGCCGGGGCCGGAGAACCCCAUAUGGACCCCCAGCGACUCGGAAAGCGACUGGUUACUGGCCAAGAUCUUCCUGCGUAACGCGGACGCCUUGGUGCAGCAGCUGCAGGGUCACAUCCUGAAGACACACCUGGUCCUGGAGCCGUUCGCCGUCGCCGCCUACCGGAACCUGCCGGCAUGCCACCCUGUACACAAGCUCCUCAUCCCGCAUCUGCGGACGACUGCGGCGUUCAACACGAUCCUCCGGGAACGCAUCAUUGCAGAAGGAAGCCCUCUGGACAAAUGCUCCUCCCUGGCCGGCCGUUCCCGUCUUCAGAUGAUGGCGAAGGCCUUCAAGACGUUCCACCUGCAGUCUCUGAACCUGCCGGCCAACCUGGCUGAGCAGGGCACGGACGACGCCAUGAAGCUGCCCGGGUACUACUACCGGGACGACGGGCUGAAGCUGUGGCGCGCCACGGAGAAGUACGUCACCGACAUGCUGGCGCUGUACUACAGGGACGACGAGGCCGUCAGGGAGGACGAGGAGGUCCAGUUGUGGAUCUGUGACUCUCACGACAACGGCUUCAACUGGGAGGACAACAUCGACCGCGGCGUGCCGCGCAUGCUCACGUCGCUAGGGGACCUCUGCGAACUCGUCACCAUCAUCAUCUUCACAGCCACCACUCAGCGUGCAGCCCACGCUAACGGCCAGAGAGACGUGUACUCCUUUAUCCCGAACGCGCCCUGGGCCCUGAUGCAGCCCCCGCCCGCCAUCAAGCGGGUCAGCUCCGACGAUGACGUCGCUAAGGUCCUCCCCGCCAAGCCGGCGUCCCUCCGACAGGCCGCCCUGGCUGACUUCAUCUCCGCAUGCGGGGAAGGGGAGGUGACGCUCGGCAACUUCCCAGAACGCCGUCUGACGGAGGAGGAGGCGCAGGAGGUCAUCGCCGACCUGCAGCUCAACCUGCAGCGGAUCUCCGAGAUCUCGCGAGAACGCAACCUCACGCUCAAACACCCGUACACCUACCUGCUUCCCGAGAAGAUACCCAACGCUAUAACCCCGUGAUAGGGAGAAAAAGAAAGUGAUUAAAGAAAGGGAGGGGCAACCAAAUUGGUUAUAGUAUGGUUGAACCAAAAUCUAGAAGUGUUGGAACCCCCCCAAACCCCCUGAGGCGUCGCGAAAAUCUUGCAUGAAAAAGAUGGAUAAUAUCAUCGUAUAAUUGAGCUAAUGUUAGUCCUAGAGCCUUCAAAAUUCAUAACUAUCAUUUCGUAAAUUUUAAAGCAUAUACGUUAAUAUCUUUGUUGUUUGGGCUUAUAGGAACAUUCCCGGACGUACCUCUUCUUUGUUCUUUCCUUGAUGAGUCUCAGAGUAGUUAGGGAUAAAGGAAUGUGUCAUCACAUAAUGUUUUACUAUAACAUUAUAGAGAUUGUUGCUGUUAGAAUAUUGAUAUUUUAGUGGAACCAGGGACAAUUAGCUUGCACUGAUAUUUAAAAAAUUGUCUUUAAACUGUUAAAAGAAAGUUGCUUAGAUUCUUGUUGAGAGUUCUAAAUAGGAAAACACGUGAAAAGCAACCAUACAUUCCCCUAAGCGAUGAAAUACGUGCAUCAAUGAAGUAUUAGAACAUUAUAAUGUACAGAUAUAUCCAUAUUCAAGGUAAUUAAUUUAAUGGUGCUUAAUUAACAGAGUAAAACUGAUGAUGAAAUUUCUACUACUUCUGGUGGGCAAAAUGAGAAGACAAUGAAAGCAUUACCAGUAAUAUCGUGAUUUGCGCGUCAUAUCUGGCUCUCCGAAUAUUUUCUUUCUACACCACUUUCUGACACUUUUCAUAUAUAUCAUAAUAUUAUAAAUCAAUGUAGAAUUUCCAUGUCUUGUUCUGUAUUCUUAUAGAUAGGUGGUUAGGUGGUUUGUGUUGUUGACUCUGAAGGUUCUGUGUUCGAAUCCCUGGCAGGCCCCGCUGUUGUAUCCUUGGGAAAGGCCCUUUUCACCUAUUUCCUCACCCGUGAACGUGUGUACCUAGCUUCAUUAUUGUGUUGACCCAGUGUUGACGUCACACUUCAAAGAAGCCACGUGACAAUCUUCACUGGGUCAGUCUACUG